UAUAUACGCUAAUAUAAAAGUGUUUAUUUCUCGCUUUAUUUCAGGCCUUUGAACGGAAGCUAAUUGUUAAGAAAAAAUCGAACCGAACUGCAUGAUUUUCGUGAAACGAACCUUGUAAAUGAACGUCUGAACCUUGAACCUAAAUCGGCUCACAAUCGAUCCGAUAUACAGCUUUUGGAAGUUGAUUCAAGUUAAAUACAAAACGAGGUUAAUUCAACGAUGCAGACGUAUUCAGCAACAAAUAUUUUCAAUGUAAUUUACGACAUGCACUUCCUCUCUGGUGACUCUGAAGUCUUGUGAGAUGUUACCGUCUUAAGGCAGGCUGAUUCUUUGUCGCCAAAGUUUUGUGAUGUAGGCUGCUGCGGCCUCACGUCGAAUUAUUAGAAAAAAUGCAACUAUUCUGUGGGCCGUGGUGCAACAUUGGUGUGAUCGUGACCUACAUGAAACAGAAGAUUAUUCUACAUUUUAUUCUUGAUGCAUCAGCCCUGUGACUAAUCUAUGGCAGACAAUCACACUUUCCAGGCAGGUGAAGGCGAGGUAUUGUCUGCUCAGUUCAGAGAUGCUUCACGGUUCUGGAUACAGCGAGUUUUAGUGCCCCUGGUGGUGGGGAUUGGUGUUCUGGGAAAUGUGGUCACCAUUGUGGUCUUGACACGCAGAAGGAUGCGUAGUUCCACCAAUGUAUACCUAACAGCACUCGCAGUGUCUGACCUCCUCUACCUCAUAUUUGUAUUCACCCUUUCAUUGAAACAUUACCCCAACACACAUGAAUCCUCGUUCCGGUGGUACUGGCAGUACUAUGGCUUUGGGACUUGGUUCACUGAUGCAACCACGUACACAUCAAUAUGGCUGACUGUCUCCUUUACCAUUGAGAGGUACAUCGCAGUUUGCCACCCAAUGCGUGGCCGACUGAUGUGCACAGAGUCACGUGCCAGGAAAGUGAUCAUCCUGGUAUAUGUCUUCUGCUUUGUAACCACGGUGACUACAGCACUAGAGUAUGAAGCAACUGAAAUCCCGGACUCAAGAGACAAUGCUACCCAGGUUUAUUCUGUUGAGCUUACCAAGGUUUAUCACAACAAGACUUAUCGGGCUGUUUUCUAUUGGUUCACUACAAUCACCUUUGUGUUCCUUCCACUAAUUCUUCUUGGAAUUUUCAACUCGUUCCUGAUCCAUGCCGUUCACAAGAGCCAGCAGCAGCGGUGUAGAAUGACACAGGUUGAGCAAAGUGAAAGCAUCCAGACGCAGGAGAAUAAGAUUACCAUCACUCUGAUUGCUGUGGUGAUCCUGUUUAUGGUGUGUCAGAUUCCAACUGCUAUUGCCCUAAUCUACAAUCUGUUUCACAAGCCACAAGAGAAAUCAGAUGCAGAAAACAUUUGUCUUGGCUUGGGAAACAUUUUUAACUUCCUUGUCACUAUCAAUGCAGCCUGUAAUUUUAUGCUUUACUGUGCUCUGAGUGAUAAAUAUCGACGAACUUUCUUACUCACAUUUCUACCUUGUUGUUACCAACCUCCAAGACCAAGCCGCCAUAACACUGCAUUCAGCUCAGUGUAUGAUGGUCCAUCUGUCCUUCGUAGAAGUGUGCACACAUCCUCUGUUCAUGUUUCUGCACCAGGUUGUGACAAUGGGAAGAUGUACAGAUCAUAGUUCUAUCACUGAUAGUUGAGUCAUAUCAUCCUUCAUUCCAAAAAUAAUAUAAAUAUUUCUGCAUAAUCAGAGUUGAGAGUGGUAAAGGGUACAAAAAUUCCUUGAAAAUAUGGCAAAUUUAAAAUAUUUAGAAAUGGCAAUAACAAAUCAAAAUCAUGAUAAUGAUGAAAUUAAGAGCAAAUUAAAUUCAGGAAAUUCUUACUAUUGUACAAUUCAGAAUCUCUUAACUAAAACAUUAAAGACUGAAAUAUACAAAACUGUAAUUUAAUUGUGAUUUCAUAUGAAUGUGAAACUUCGUCUCUCACCCCAAGUAAAAAAUGUGCACAUAUUCAUGGCAAUUGGGAACAAAGUGCUGAAGAGGAUAUCUGGAGCAAAGAGAAAGAGGAAGAAACAGAAAAUUCAAGGAGAUGAGUUAUAUGGGGCAUGCAACAUGCAUGGGAAGAUUAAAAAUUAAUACAAAAGUUUGGUCAGAAAACCUGAAGGGAAUAUAUGUAGGUGAAUAUGAGAGGAUUAUGUCAAAAUGGAUCAUAGAGAAACAGGAUGUGAAGAGUUGGACUAUAAUGAACUGCCUCAGGGUAGGAUCCAGUAGUAGGCUUUUGUGAACACAAUAAUAAAUAUUUAGUUUACAUAAAAGCAUAGAGUUUCUUGACCAGCUGAGCAACUAUAAACGUUUCAAGAAAGAACCUGCACCGUGGAGUAAAGGGUAAAAUCUGAUCGUCUCCAGCAAAGAAGACUGAAGUCAAUGUACUGUUCGCGACUGUAAUUUUGAGACUUGCGGGGUGAGGAAGUGGGGUGAAGGAGGAAGGAGGAAAGAGCGUCUGCCUUUAACUCUUCCGACUUACUGCAUUCCUUGCAAGUCUCAAGAUUACAGUCGCAAACCUUAAGUACAAUUGUUUCUGUAUUAUGUUAGUAAGAAUCAUUAAAUAUAGUAAUAAAAUAA
Messenger RNA from Zootermopsis nevadensis, 2581 nucleotides. It is a transcript of the gene Proc-R, whose product is annotated as Proctolin receptor. Lineage: Eukaryota; Metazoa; Arthropoda; Insecta; Blattodea; Termopsidae. The record is from RefSeq and is a predicted model, not a curated record. Gene Ontology annotation, biological process: G protein-coupled receptor signaling pathway. Gene Ontology annotation, cellular component: membrane. Gene Ontology annotation, molecular function: G protein-coupled receptor activity.